Molecule: messenger RNA, 2272 nt
Organism: Belonocnema kinseyi
Lineage: Eukaryota; Metazoa; Arthropoda; Insecta; Hymenoptera; Cynipidae
Gene: betaggt-I
Product: geranylgeranyl transferase type-1 subunit beta
Exons: 4
Coding region: 417-1466 (349 amino acids)
Biological process (GO): protein geranylgeranylation
Cellular component (GO): CAAX-protein geranylgeranyltransferase complex
Molecular function (GO): CAAX-protein geranylgeranyltransferase activity
Source: RefSeq, a predicted model, not a curated record
UGGCGUUGACAUAUCGACUGACUUACAGAAAUGUCAAGUCUUCAAAUAAUAAUUUUAUGAGACAGAGCUGUCUCUUGCACAAUUUUAUCGUAAAAAUUAAUCUGAGAAUGAAACUUCGAGUACAAUAAAACAUACGCUUGUAUGAAAGUGUAAAAAGCGCGCUCAAUGAUCAAAAUAUCAUUAGAAUUAGGAAUGAGACAUAACCUAUAAGUCAACAUUUGAAUUAGUUACAUUCGUUAUAUUCGAAAAGGAUCAGGUUUUAGCAAAAGUAUGCAUCACAACAUUACAGCAAAAUUAUAUAUGCUUAGAAAAAAGCAAAACUUUGAUCACUUCAACGAAUUUAUCACUAGUUGGAGAGCGAACAUGAUUUAGAGGGCACAUGAAUCCAAUUUUAUAAGGCACAAUUGUUUUCACGGAUGCGAACGUUUUUUUUUUUUAAAUUGCACAAAGUCAUGCCACCAGAACUAGUUAAGAAGAUACACGCCAGAUACUUUCAAAGAAUUCUCCAACUGAUGCCAGGCGAUUGCGCCUCAAUCGACUCGACUCGACUGACAUUUGCAUUUUUCGCAAUUUCGGGAAUAGAUAUUCUUGAUUCGCUGGGUGAAUUUAGUGACGAGGAGAAGCAGGAAGCGAUAGAAUGGAUUUACAAAUUGCAAGUGACUCGAGCUGGAGCGAUGUCUGGAUUUCAGGCGUCUCCUACGCUUCCAAAAGAGGCGACAAAGUAUCAGUGCGGUCAUCUGGCGAUGACUUACACUGGAUUGGCUACUCUCUUGAUCCUUGGAGAUGAUCUGAGUAGAGUUGAUAAAGCAUCGCUCGUCGAGGGAAUACGUGCUUGCCAGAAUCCGGAUGGAUCCUUCACAGCUAUGAUCAUUGGCUGUGAGAGCGAUAUGAGAUUUCUCUAUUGCGCCUGUUGCGUUUCCUAUAUUUUAAACGACUGGUCAGGAAUUGAUCUGCAGAAAGCCAUUGACUACAUUUUAAGGAGCAUAUCUUACGAUGGAGCGAUAGGUCAGGGUCCAGGCCUAGAGUCUCAUGGAGGUUCUACUUUCUGCGCCAUCGCCAGCCUUUUUUUAAUGAACAAACUGGACGUUUUAUCUGACAAGCAGCUUAACAGGUUAAGAAGGUGGUGCCUUAUGAGACAGGAUGGAGGAUUUCACGGCAGGCCUGGAAAACCCUCGGACACUUGUUACAGUUUUUGGAUUGGAGCUACCUUACAAAUGUUGGAUGUCAGUCAUUUGUCCGACUGGGACGAGAAUCGGGCAUUCGUUUUGUCGACUCAAGACACGAUAGCGGGAGGAUUUGCCAAAUUUAAUUACAAUCGGGCGGAUCCGCUACACACUUAUUUAGGUUUGUGCGGCUUAAGUCUUUUAGGAGAACCUAGUCUAUGUGCCAUGAAUGCCGCCCUAAAUAUAUCCCAACACGCUUAUGGACAUUUACAAGAGAUUCACAAAAAAUGGAAGAAUGGCUGAUAAACUACCAAAUAUUAAAUCAAGCGCACAUAGGAAAUGUAACUAUGAUUGGAUUCUCUUAUUGAGUUUUUAAAUCCAUUAGAAAGUUUCUUCAGCAUUUUUCUAUUAAGUGAAGGAGUUUUAUAUUGUUUACGCCACUUAGCAAUUUUUCAAUUCUCAUAUAUUUAAAGCUGAAUAUUUACCCGUUUCCUACUUUAAAGCCAUUUAAAUCAAAUUUAAUUUCAACGAAUUCAAUUAAAUGAGAAUUAGUUCAAUAAAAGGAAGAAACUUUUGCAGUUCUGAAUUUUUGGAAUUAUAUAAUGAUAUAUAAUUUUUCCAAUUUUCAAUUAUAUUUCUCAAUUUUUGUGAAUAAUUUGGAGAUAAAAAAAUGUUUAAAGUAGGAAUCGAAUAAAUAUUAGAUGGCCUUUGAUGGAAAUGAAAAAUUGGAAUUAAGGGAACCUAAUAGCAUUAAAUGAAUUAAAUAUGUUGAUUUGUUUGAAACUUUAUAUUUGUGAUAUUUUUUAUCGCACACGGAUAAAAUAGGAAAGAAUUCGAUUGUUUUCAAUGUAGAAUCUUGAUAGAAUUACAACGCAUCUGUUCUACAUUCGUCAAUUAUUAGUUAAAAAAUUAAUAGAAGGAACCAGAGAAAAUUAUAUGUUAAUUCGAGUUAUGAAUGGUAAUAAAGUAUAAUUUGCAAACUUUGAGAAGAUUGUAAAAACUGUAAAGUAAAGAGUUAAAAGCUACGUAAUGACAAUGACUUAAUAAUGAUAUGAAAAGAAAAUAUUGUUUGUGAUAGAAAAAAACGUUACAAUAAACAUUAUAUGCCA